Molecule: messenger RNA, 1175 nt
Organism: Hypoxylon trugodes
Lineage: Eukaryota; Fungi; Ascomycota; Sordariomycetes; Xylariales; Hypoxylaceae
Product: Arv1-like protein
Exons: 4
Coding region: 253-1122 (289 amino acids)
Biological process (GO): sphingolipid metabolic process; regulation of plasma membrane sterol distribution; sterol metabolic process
Cellular component (GO): cortical endoplasmic reticulum; Golgi apparatus
Source: RefSeq, a predicted model, not a curated record
GUUACAUGCUUCCUUUUUGAUUGAAACCCUGCAACAUCAUGAAGUAGGUACGAUACGACGUAGUCAUGUUGUCGCGACUUCUAUCCGCAGAGGAAAUCGAUCCGUACCACGCGUUGCGAACGCCCCUCUACGCCAACGCCUGCCGUAGGUGACGAAACAGAUAAUACAACCAUUCUUCAACUUCAAAAUAAAUAAGAGCUUGGAACUGGAGAGUAAAGGGAGGGAAGCGCAAGAAGAACACGCAAACCCAUUAUGCCGAUCUGCAUCGAGUGCCGGCACCCGGUCAAGACAUUAUGGACGCAGUAUUCGGGAGCUGGCGACCCGUCGAGCGGCCAUAAUAUACGAUUGACAGUGUGCAAGAACUGCGGUCGCUUCUGCGAUAAAUAUGUUGAGCAUGACUUUGUUGUGCUCUUCAUCGACCUUGUCCUUAUUAAGCCACAAGUCUAUCGGCACUUGCUACAUAAUACAUUGAUGCGCGAGAGGGACCAAUUUGACCCAUCUAUUAUACGUCUCGGAACACUGCUACUACUCUUUGACGUCUACUUAACCUGGGCCCGAAUCGAGAAGCAAGCUGCACCAGACCCGAACUCGCCACACGGAGGAAGUAAUCUAGGAAGUCUAGCACAACAACCUAUCGUAUUACAAUAUCUAUUCUUCCUGAUUCUCUGCACCUUCUCAACCCUCGCCUUCCACGUAUGCAUCCGCUUCCUAACCUCCUCGCCUCUCUCCCCGCUCGCCCUACUAAACCUACUCCCGACGUACCCACGGCCGAACUCCGUCUCCACGGCGCUUCUCGUCUCCUCAUCUACAAAGCUGUUCCCAAUCCUCAUGGUCAUAUGGGACUAUGACGUGCCCGCGGCCGCGCGAUCCCUCGGCUGGGCCGUUGUUGCGAAUAACGUCGAAGCGCUUGAGAUAUUACUAGAUUGCGGGUAUGGUGUAGCGCUGGCUUUGGCGGCAGCUGGGGCGGUGGCCAGAUGGAUCGUGGGGAGAAUGGUGCUUUGGGUUGUUGGGUUGGAAGGCGUGGAUUCGGCAGCGGAAAGUGGUGUUGCGGCGGAUGGGAGGGCGCUUUGGGCGUUGAUGGUGUAUGCGAGGGAGUGGGCUGGAAGGCUGGCCGUUGGAUAAUGCAUGUUAUAAUCGCCCUCAGGUCAGAUCAAGCUAUAUAUAAAGAAAUGACA